UACCUGUGUGACCGUGCACCCUGUGUCUCUCCUUUACACACGUACGCAUUUGGCACCAUGAGUCCAAAGCACGUCAUUUAUAAAAAGCUGUCACGUGACAAAUCCGUGGGAAUUUACAUGGGGAGGCGGGACUUUGUGGACCACUGUGGAACUGUCGAUCCUGUUGAUGGUGUAGUACUGCUCGAUCCACAUCAAAUAAAAGGAAAGAAAGUGUACAUCAUGUUGUCAUGUACCUUCCGUUAUGGUCGAGAUGAUUCAGAUAUGCUGGGUUGGGCGUUUCGGAGGGAUAUCUACGUGUGCACGAGGCAGGUGUAUCCCCCACUGCAGGACCGUGAGCGCAGCAUCCACACCAAGCUGCAAGAAAGGCUGCUGCGUAAACUUGGAAACGAAGCCCAUCCCUUCUUCUUUGAGUUCCCCGAUAACCUGCCGUGCUCUGUGACUCUGCAGCCAGCACCCACCGAUGAGGGCAAGCACUGUGCGGUGGAGUUUGAGGUGAAGGCCUUCUGUGCUGAGAAUCAGGAUGAGAAAGCUCAUAAGAGGAGCUCUGUGCGUUUAGCUAUAAGGAAGGUGCAGCAUGCUCUCGAUAAAGGCGACGCUCCUCCAUCAUGCGAGACAACCUGCGAGUUUAUGAUGUCAGACAAGCCUCUCCACAUGCGUGUCGCUCUAGAGAAAGAGACAUAUUAUCAUGGGGAACCGAUCAACGUCAGUGUGGACAUUGAUAACAGCUCCAGCAAGGAUGUAAAGAACCUUGUAGUAUCAGUUGAGCAGAUGACUAAUGUGGUGUUGUACUCCAAUGACAAAUACACAAAAUCUGUAGCCUGUGAGGAAACCACAGACGUGGUGCCGUCUGGAACCAGCCUGAAGAAAGUGUACACUCUGUACCCCUUACUGAAGAACAACCGUGAGAGGCGGGGCUUAGCACUGGACGGGAAGCUGAAGCACGAGGACACCAACCUGGCUUCUUCUAGCAUAGUGAAGGCGGAGGUGUUGAAAGAGAUUCUCGGGAUUCUGGUGUCCUACAGAGUGGUGGUCAGAGGCACAGCAGCUGGCAUGAUUGGUUCGAGUGAGGUUGCUGUGGAGGUGCCAUUUCUUCUCAUGCAUCCCAAACCUGAGGAAAUGAGGACACGGAUAUGGUGUUCGAGGAGUUUAAGCGCUCAUAUCUCAAAGGCGUGGUCGGCGAUGAUGAUGAAUCCGCUGAGGACUCCUGAGACUCCGAUCAUCUCUUUUUCAUUAUUUACUCUACAGUGAUUAUUACAGUGUUAUAGAGUUUAUUAAAGGGUGAAGGUGUAUUAGGUGGAAGAAGUUCUAGUGCUGCUAGUGACCUGUCUUUAUUCAGCAUCUGAUUAGUUGGUGACUAUUGAA
Clarias gariepinus (North African catfish) is the source of this 1362-nucleotide messenger RNA. RefSeq names its product S-antigen; retina and pineal gland (arrestin) b (gene sagb). The coding region runs from base 58 to 1248 and encodes 396 amino acids. The record is from RefSeq and is a predicted model, not a curated record. Gene Ontology annotation, cellular component: photoreceptor outer segment; photoreceptor inner segment. Lineage: Eukaryota; Metazoa; Chordata; Actinopteri; Siluriformes; Clariidae. Gene Ontology annotation, biological process: signal transduction; G protein-coupled receptor internalization. The transcript is spliced from 15 exons. Gene Ontology annotation, molecular function: G protein-coupled receptor binding.